Molecule: messenger RNA, 1458 nt
Organism: Closterium sp. Yama58-4
Lineage: Eukaryota; Viridiplantae; Streptophyta; Zygnematophyceae; Desmidiales; Closteriaceae
Source: the annotation of a GenBank genome assembly
AUGCAGGAGAAGCAGCUUCAGCCGCAGCAGCCACAGCAGCAGCAGCAGCAGCAGCAGAGCCAAGCGCAACAGCAGCACACGCGUCACGAGGCGCAUCACGAGCUCCCAGCCACUCAUGCCACGUCAGAGCGGCCCGGCCGAGUGGUGGUGGAAGGCGAAAGCGUCGCGCCUUUUAUAGAGAAGCAACCCGGAAAGAUCGCCAUGCCCGCCCAGUCCGCUGAAUCUGCCGGCCGCGGCUCAUCUGAGACAGGCUUAUCUGAGGGCGGUGUAUCUGAGGGUGGUUUACCCAGUGGAGGUGGGUAUUCCGGCCUCGCUGCUCCUGCCAGGGAGGAAUUGGAAUCUUUGGAGGAGUUCAGAGUGGUUGGAAAGGGCGGGAAGGUCAAGGGGGGCGACAAAGGGGAGCCAGUGGAGCUGGAGACACGUGGCGUGCAGGGACUGGCGGAGGAGGAAGGAACUGCAGCACGGACCAAGGCAGAAGGAGGGAAAGCGCAUGAGCGUGCUCCGGGAGUUGCAAAGGAAGUUUCGGAGAAGGCUGGAGAGAUGCCAAAGGGGGGAACAGGAGCAGAGCAAGAGGGGGGGAAUCUGGCUGGGAAGACAGAAGAGGCAGGGGAGGAGGGGAAAAAGGGGACAGAGGCAGAGGGGAGGAAAGGAGCAGGGAUGAAGGGGAAAGAAGAGGCUGGGGCAAAGAAAGAAGAGGAGCCAGGGGCGGAAUCUGUUGUCAUGCGCGGGGUGGAUGAGGGGGAAGCUGGGGGGCGGCGCACUGGCGCUGGGGGGGCGGAAGGGGGGAUUGAGGCGCAGGAGACUGCUGGGUGGCAGGCAGAGAGGGGAGGCGAGGAGGUGAGACAGCUGGAGGAGGGGGUGGGGAAGCUGUCGCUGGGGGAGAGGGGGGAGCAGCAGAGCAGGGGGGAACCGGCAGGCGGGGAAGGGGCGGAAGGGGAAGGGGCGGGGGGGAAGGGGAUGCGCGGAGUGGAAGAAGGGCUGCAGAGGCUGACGGUUUCAGACGUGGGGGGGAUGAGGGGGCGCGGUGGGGAGGGGGAGAAGACAGUGGAAGGCGCGCAGGGUGAGAAGGCAGGGAAGGUAAUGGAGAAGGGGAAGGGUGGAGAGGGAGGGGUUUCUGGAACGCCUGAGGGGCAGCAGCCAGUGGAAGGGGUGGAACAGGGAAUGAGGAGGCUGGCAGUGUCUGCUCAAGGCGGGGAGAGUGGUGGGAAGGAACGGGAGGAGGGGGAGGUAGAAGGUGUGGGAGGGGUGACUGCAGGUGGAGGGGUUGUGGAGAGGGCUCAGGAUGUUGCCACGUCAGCUUGGACCAGCACCACUGGAGCGAUUGCAGAUACUGUCAAGGUGCUCGGUUCCCUCACUGGAUUCGCCCCCACCAGUACUGAAGUGCCUGCCAAUGCUGCCCGAGGCUCAGGUGUAGAAGGUGGUGCACAGGAGCGUACUGCACAAUCCCAGGAGGAGUGA